AACACCAUCUGUUAUUGAAUCUUCUAAUUGCUGGAACAUUUCUACAAAUUUCGCGAUUAGAAAACAAACAGAACUCUGGUCACUGUGAUAAUCUCGAAAUGUCGUAGUUGUUUCCAAACCACCGACGCUAAAACUCAAGAUGCGUUGCUUAUUUUCAAUUAUUUUGGUGCUACUUUUGUCCCACGAGGGCACAACCCUCGAGUGUGCGAUCCCUCCAGAACCACGAGUGCGUUUUUUCGAUUCGAUAAUUCACUAUGAGGGAAAUCGCAUCCCUUUCAGUGUUCUCAGAGCGGGCUGGCAAGGCAGUGACGUCCAGUUCACAUUUACCACAAUAAACAAACUCACGAAAAAUAUUUUUGUCACUUAUGAUUCACAAGCGAUAAUUUCGCUAAAACUGAGCGGAAAACAAAUCAAAGAAGUGGAAGACGGGGCCUUUGUGACGCUUGUUUGCCUCCAAGAGCUCCUCCUAGACCGUAACAAUAUCACAAAGUUGGCAAAAAAUAUUUUCACCGACUUGGAACGCUUGGAAAAGCUUGACUUGAGCAACAAUCGCAUCGAAGUCAUCGACGAUUUUGUGUUCUCCCAGUUGGCAAGCCUGAAGAUCCUGAAUUUGGGGAAUAACCGAAUCGAGAAAUUGCAAAAUUUGGCGUUUGCCAACCUCACAAAAUUGGAAUAUUUGAAUUUGGAACGCAACGAAAUUGGCAAAAUUGCGCCCGAUUUAUUUCUCCCGUUGACAAGUUUGAGUAAUUUGACUUUGGCGUGGAACAUGUUGAAUGUGGAGCCGGAGAAAUGGCACGGUUUGGCACAUUUGCAUUUUCUGGACUUGGCUGCGAACAACUUGGACCAUUUUGACCCGAGUUACAAUUUCACGUUUCGCAAUUUGCGCGGUUUAAAUUUGAGCUUGAAUUCUCUGAGUCAGUUGAACGUUUUCGAAAUCAAGCGGCACUUGCCCCGGCUUGAGUUGAUCGAUUUGAACGGAAAUGCGUGGUUCUGCGACGAUCUGGAGCGAAUUGUUCGCGAACUGAACGAUUCAAGGAUCAAAGCAGCGCCGGGGAAUCACACAAGGGGAGUGCGCGGGAUUGCCUGCAGUGAAGUACCGGGGUAUUCAACCAGGGGUACCACUCUGAUUGUCACAACUAGCGUGAAAACCCCGACUUGGGUGAAAAAGGACGAGCUGGAGCGAUACGUCGAGCGGAAAAUUGCAAAUAACAGUGAGAAAAUCGAGAGCUCGAUUGCGACGUUGCGAAGCUUUGUUGUUUUCGUGUUUGCGCUCGUUUGUCUUUUUAUCUUGUUUGAAAUUUUAGUACGGCUUGAUUGUUGCCGGAGUGUUAUCGGGAGGCUCCGGGGAGGCAAUGAACUGUAUGUUGAUAACAAUGACGUUGAAAAUUUUAGACUGUUAGGCAGAUAAUUCGUUUCGUUCACCUAUUAUUGCCUGUGAUGUGAUAUUUUUGUACCGUUUUUUUUCUGAAUAAAUUUUGUGAUAAAAGAA
Molecule: messenger RNA, 1489 nt
Organism: Tribolium castaneum (red flour beetle)
Lineage: Eukaryota; Metazoa; Arthropoda; Insecta; Coleoptera; Tenebrionidae
Product: TLR4 interactor with leucine rich repeats
Exons: 2
Coding region: 140-1408 (422 amino acids)
Cellular component (GO): extracellular matrix
Molecular function (GO): protein binding
Source: RefSeq, a predicted model, not a curated record